GAAACAUGAUGAAGAUGAAUUGCAUCCUGUUAACUGUCUGCCUUGUGCUGGCUGCUCUCUGUAGUUCUGGUUAUGCCCUAAGAUGCUACCACUGUGAGAACAGCCCUACGUUGUGCAAGACCAACAGUACUUGCUUGCCUACUGAAGAUACUUGCCUGCAGAUGAAAUUUGGUAAAUUGAGAACUUUCUCCUGCUGGAAGGCAUCUCAGUGCAAUGUGAAUGAAAUUGCUGUAUUCUUCCAGCUGGAUAAUUUCGACUACUUUUGCUGCCAACGAGACUUGUGCAACAAGAGCCCCAUCACUGGGGUUAACAAAGCCGCGCUCGGUGUCGCCUCGGUAGUCACUGUGCUGUGGAUGCUUCUCUAA
Messenger RNA from Tinamus guttatus (white-throated tinamou), 365 nucleotides. Lineage: Eukaryota; Metazoa; Chordata; Aves; Tinamiformes; Tinamidae. The record is from RefSeq and is a predicted model, not a curated record.